Messenger RNA from Eimeria tenella, 1632 nucleotides. Its product is annotated as Zinc finger and GTP binding domains, related. Gene Ontology annotation, molecular function: zinc ion binding. Lineage: Eukaryota; Apicomplexa; Conoidasida; Eucoccidiorida; Eimeriidae. Bases 1 to 1632 code for a protein of 543 amino acids. The transcript is spliced from 13 exons. The record is from RefSeq and is a predicted model, not a curated record.
AUGGUGGUGCCAGACACUGGAAUUGGUCGCAUGUCAGAGGAACACAUGGGAACAGUGAUCAAGGACUCCGACGAAUGGUCAUUCAUUGAGUACAUGCUUCAACUUACCACUCGCACAUCACGUGUAAAGCUUCUUCAGGUCUGGCACGUUGCAUCUCCGCAUGUCAUGAAUCUAUUUGAGAGACGCACAGCGAAGCGGCUGGUGGUAUAUUCAUUUGUCGAUGCUUCACUGCUUGAUGAGGAAAACACCAUUCAAGACGUAGCGAGGCGCGGUUUUAAGAUAGGCCCUCGGGGGAUGAAAUUCGUUCUAGGAAACUUCAGUUUGCAGGGAAUCCCUCUUCUUCGCGGAGAUUCCGCUAAGGCCACGGACCCAUUCACGCUUACUUCUCCUGAGCUAAAAGGCAGUGUGGAAGAACAACAAAGACAUGACCGGUCAGACUUUAUGGAGGCCGCGAAGUCCCAGCUCCUUAGUGGAGAACGGCGAGUCUUUGAAUUUUUCCUCUGUAAAGUUGGAGUGGGUCACUCAGUAGUCAUGUCCGACGAAAAGGAAGCGUCAGGAGAACGCACCACGCUCCCGCCAGAAUACGAUAGCGCCUAUCUUCAAAAUGGAGAUGCAGCUCCUACAGAGACACUUACGGUCUUCUUUGAUGACGUUGACCAGAAUUUGACCAGAGGGUCGUCCCGUAAUAGGAAGACUGAAGCAACUCGGCAGUUGAACAAACCAAUCACCAAAGCUACAGCGGGAGUACUGCCCCGACACACUUUUCGCCAGGAAUACGUCGUUUACGAUUCAUCACAGGUAGUGCCUAACUAUUUGGUGCUCUUUGAAGUGAAUCCUAUGGAGCCUGAGCUAUUCGCGGUACCGCUCUGCGACACCUGUCAGGAGUUUCCCGCAUCAGUUUGGUGCCCUGCUGACAUGGCCAAGCUGUGCGAUGCCUGCGAUGAGCGCCUGCAUUCCCACAACAAACUCGUUUCAAGGCACAUUAGAGUCCCAUUGAAUGAGAUGCCCAAGCCAAGCGGACGCUGUAAACAGCAUGCAGGAGAAACCUACGAAGCCUUCUGCACAAUGUGCCAUGCUCCUGUUUGUCGGCUGUGCCGGCCCAACCACAUUCAUGCGGAUGUAACUGGCGGAUUGGCGGCCAGAGAUCCUGAAGGAGCUUGCACAUUAAUACCGCUGUCAAUUGCGUACUCUGGCAUAUUGGAGAGAGGCCGCCAGCCCCACCUCAUUUUGGAGAAACGCAGAAAAGAGCUUCGGGGGAGACUCGAAGCUCUUCAAAGCCUCAUCGAUGGCGCUCGGUGUAACUGCCGCUCGGUCGAGCAGAGGUGCUACUGCAUUUUGGAGGAAACGAUGAAUCAGCUGAGGUCAUGCACGGAAGACAAAAUGGGCAUAGUUUUGUGCCAGCAGUUCGAGUUGCAAAGACAAAUGGACAUGAUUGAGUGGAGCUUAGACAUUGCCGCCUACGAGAUGAGAUGGAGUCCCUCGCGGGUGACUUUUCUGACCUCUCACAAAUGGUUUUGCCAAAUAUGCGGUUGGAAGGCGCCGUCGAACUUCUCACGGAUACAGCUUUACAGCACAAAGAACUCCACCGGCUGCGAGGAAGCAAACAUUAAAGCCCUUCACCCAGAAAGGUAA